Stylonychia lemnae is the source of this 222-nucleotide messenger RNA. Lineage: Eukaryota; Ciliophora; Spirotrichea; Sporadotrichida; Oxytrichidae. The record is from the annotation of a GenBank genome assembly.
AUGAGUUCGGGAGCCCCAAUGCCAGCAAUUAUAUACGUCGGCACUAACGGAGAGGUAGCUGCAUGCCCAAAGUGCAACCAGAAUGUUAUGAUUAAGACUAGAAAAUGGAGUAGAUUUACAUCAUUGAUGGUAUGCAUGGCUUGCUGCUGCGCUCUGUUCAGUGACUAUUCAUGGGAGAAAGAAAUGCAGUGUCUUGGUUGUGGCCAUGACGAGAAGGUUUGA